Mucor mucedo is the source of this 702-nucleotide messenger RNA. RefSeq lists its product as uncharacterized. The transcript has a single exon. Lineage: Eukaryota; Fungi; Mucoromycota; Mucoromycetes; Mucorales; Mucoraceae. The record is from RefSeq and is a predicted model, not a curated record. Bases 262 to 507 code for a protein of 81 amino acids.
UUUUGACUACAUACGAUCUUACCAAAUUAUACUUUUUUAAAACAUUGAUGAAUGAUAGGCUAGUACAAACAAUCACUUGUCAGGAUUUUGUAACUGUUUUUUCAUCUCAACAGCUCAAGAUUUUUUUUUAAUAAGUCUAUAUGUAAUGUUGUUUUUUCCCGCCCCUUUAAUUUUGUCCCUUUGUCAAGAAUUUCAUAUAAAAGUAGAGUAAAAUCUUGCACUAGAUUGUCUUCGCAACAACCUAUUGUAUACAACACUUAAAUGCAUAACUUACAGCUACUUCUGAUUGCCCUGCUAUCUUUUCUUACAACAUUGACUGCAGCCAAUAAGGAUUCAAGGCCUGAACACAUACAAAAACUAUCUAAGAGAGGAUGUGAUUUUGCCUGCAAAAGACAAGCUGACUGCGACAAUAUUUGUUACACUCAACCUUUUAGUGAUAUCAUGUUAGGUGUCUGUCGUAACGGGAAGUGCUAUUGCGGAUUUAUGCCAUCCGAUCGAGUUCAUUAAUAACGAAAAUAAAAUAAAAGCUUUGGUUUUAUUGUAUUGCUACAACAACUGUUUAAAAUUGAUUAAUGAUUUUGGCCUGGGAGAAAUUGUGGAUAUCUUAUUACAAACUGGAGGGUAAAUGCCUCUUAAUCUUUCUCAAAUAAGAUCUGCUGUUCUAGAUCGUAUCAUCUCAGCUCGUGUGUUUCAUUAGAAAAC